AGUCAGGACUAAAGAAAUGAGAACGUAUUGAAGACAAAGGAUUGAAACCAACAAAAGCAUUGAUCCUGUCCUGUUCAUCAGUGGUGUCAGUAGCUUCAAUAUUUAGACUGAUCUGCCUGUUCCGAAUUCCUGGAAGAGAGAAAUCUUGUUUUCAUAAUUCUUGGUGAUCACUAGGAUUGGAAUGUGGAGGUAGAACAACUGAACAUCAAAAGGAUUGUGUCUUUCAGCUCAGGAGAAGUUUACAGCUGAACAUGUUGGAAGAUAUUUUUCAGUCCCCCACCUCUCUCUCUCUGUUUGGGGUAACAAUUGCUCUACUGCUAUUCCACUUUCUUCACUCCAACUUCAGCUCCCAGGAAACCCAGCACCCACCAGGACCCAGAGGUCUUCCUCUGAUUGGUAACCUGUUUCAGAUGGAUCUGAAGAGACUGGAUCAGAGUUUGUUUGAUUUGUCUAAGAAAUACGGACCAGUUUUCCAAGUCUACUUUGGACCACAGAAGGUGGUGGUUCUGGCUGGUUACAGAACCGUCAAACAGGCUCUGGUGAACCAUGCUGAGGAAUUUGGAAACCGAGAAACUAAUCCGUUGUUUUACGAUUUGAACCAGGACUAUGGCAUUGUAUUUUCCAACGGUGAAACAUGGAAAGAAAUGAGGCGUUUUGCUCUGAAAACCCUGAAAGAUUUUGGAAUGGGAAGGAAGAUAAGUGAAGAGAUAAUUAUCAACGAAUGUCACUACUUGAUCAAAGAAUUUGAACAAUGUGAAGGUAAAGCCUUCAACAACAUCCAGGCCAUCAAUUACGCUACUUCAAAUGUGAUUUCGACUCUAAUGUUUGGAAAGAGGUUUGAAUACACCGACCAAAUCUUCCAAGCAAUGGUGAGAAGAGAUAAUGAGACAAUCCAUCUGAUGGGAUCAGCUUCCCUUAUGAUUUACAACCUGUUUCCUCGGCUGGGCCCUUUUCUGAAAAACUGGAGAAAUGUGAUGCAGAACGUAAACGACAAUAAGGCACACUUGAGAAGGAUUGUUGCCAACCGUAAGGAGAGUUUGGAUCCUGGAAUAUGCAAAUGUUUUAUUGACGCAUUUCUGAUUCGUAAGAAACAUCUGGAGGAUUCUGGAAUCAAGGAUUGCCACUACCUUGAUGAAAACCUGCUGUACAGUGUGAUGAAUCUGUUCUCAGCUGGAACUGAUACCACUGCUAACACUCUGAAGUGGUGUCUUCUUUACAUGGCCAAGUUUCCUCAGACUCAAGAUCAGGUCCACGAGGAGCUGAGCAGGGUGGUUGGAAGUCGACAGGUUCGGAUUGAGGACAGGAAGAACUUGCCGUACACCGAUGCUGUCGUCCAUGAGGCACAGAGACUGGCUAACAUCGUCCCCUUGGCUCUCCCUCAUGCCACCAGCAGAGAUAUGAUCUUACAGGGCUACUUCAUUAAUGAGGGAACCACAGUUUUCCCUCUUCUCACCUCUGUUCUGUAUGACGAGAGCGAGUGGGAGAGCCCUCACUCUUUCAACCCUUCCCAUUUCCUGGAUAAAGAGGGUAAAUUCAUCAGGAGAGAUGCUUUCAUGCCCUUUUCUGCGGGCCGCAGGACUUGCCUUGGAGAAAGUUUGGCAAAAAUGGAGAUUUUUCUGUUUGUUUCGUCCCUUAUUCAGCAUUUCUGUAUCUCUGCUCCUCCUGGAGUGUCAGCAGAUGAACUGGAUCUGAAGCCAGUUGUUGGUUUGAUCCUCGCUCCUAAACCUCAAGAGCUGUGUGCUGUUCGUCGCUUCUGAAGGAGGAGAGCUGGAAUGUCUUGAUAUAUUUUUGCGAGGGGGUGUUGGAAAUUAGGCUAAUUAAAGUGUUUCUUAAUGCCUCGUGUAACCGAGCUUUAACUGAGCUGCCUUAAUUCUGUAUUGAUCCAGUAUUGUUCUGACUGGACUUCUUAUAGAAGUAAACAACACUUUAAAAAGUUCUUCAAAAAAGAAACUUUUUAUUGAAUUUUUAAUGAAAAGGAAUGUGUUUGAAAUGUCACACAAACAAUUUGUAAUACAAUCAAUCUGGACAUUAACACAACAAUUAGAUCUUGCAUCACAGUGCUUGACUGGCCGAGAAAUCUGCCUAACCUCAUCAAGAGGAUGAUAAGAUACACCAAUAGUGCAGAUGACCUGAAUGACGCCAUCAAAGCUACCAGCGCUUCCAGAGUGCCUCAGCGUAGCGGAGUCAGCAGCACCACAGGCUCCAUGCCACACCACAAUGAUGCAGUAAUUGAUUCAAAGUGAGCUCCAACAAAGAACUGAUUGAAUAUACAGACAGUCCAUGGGCAUGCUGUAGAGGGGCCAGCAUCACUCCAUUAAAAGCGUUAAGGAGCAAGUAGGGUAGUCCCUCUGAGAUUCUGCUGAUGAGUGGAGAUGCUCUCACAAAUACUGAGCUGAAGCAGGCUCACUUAGGGACCAGAUUGUAUUUAAUAGGCUGUGAUAAUACAGAUUCAACAGCUGAGCUACUCUGGAUGGAUUUAUGCCUCCUGACAUAUGGUUGGUAUUAUAUGGGCAAAAUGGCUGUUGGAGUCCAGCAUCAAUGAUGAAUUUAGGAUGUUGCUACAUGGGUUACAAACUUGCAUCAAACACUCUCUUUGCUGUUGCCUAUGUGGUGCAGAGAAAUCUGUAGGGUUUCAACAAAGACCAAACAACAGCUGUUUCUCAUCACAGAUUCAUAACCCUAGCUUAACCUAAACCCAUAUAGAGGCUAAACAUGCAGUCCUCUCCCUUCAAAAUAGACACAAACACAAAGAUCCUGCUGUCCUUUGAUCUUAGAAUCUGAUAUUUGUGUUUCUAAUAGCAGAAUAAACACUAUGUGUACUGCAUCAA
Molecule: messenger RNA, 2828 nt
Organism: Nothobranchius furzeri (turquoise killifish)
Lineage: Eukaryota; Metazoa; Chordata; Actinopteri; Cyprinodontiformes; Nothobranchiidae
Product: cytochrome P450 2K1-like
Biological process (GO): xenobiotic metabolic process
Cellular component (GO): cytoplasm; intracellular membrane-bounded organelle
Molecular function (GO): heme binding; iron ion binding; oxidoreductase activity, acting on paired donors, with incorporation or reduction of molecular oxygen, reduced flavin or flavoprotein as one donor, and incorporation of one atom of oxygen
Source: RefSeq, a predicted model, not a curated record